Molecule: messenger RNA, 6067 nt
Organism: Daphnia carinata
Lineage: Eukaryota; Metazoa; Arthropoda; Branchiopoda; Diplostraca; Daphniidae
Product: DNA-directed RNA polymerase II subunit RPB1-like
Exons: 6
Coding region: 184-5871 (1895 amino acids)
Biological process (GO): transcription by RNA polymerase II
Cellular component (GO): RNA polymerase II, core complex
Molecular function (GO): DNA binding
Source: RefSeq, a predicted model, not a curated record
AGUCAGUUUCCAAUCGGCAGCAGACCGCCAUUGAUCGUAAGGAGAAAGGCUACAUGAAGCUAGCUCACAAGCAUCCGUAGCCGUUUGUAGGAAUUAUCUGUUGAUUCAAGUCGUUCAUAGUGUAUUGUUUUUUGUUGAUAUCUUCUACGUUCUCCCGGUUCCCGGGGUGGGAUUGCUGCUGACAUGGGCACUUUAGGCUCAGAUUCCAAAGCCACUAUAAGGCUGGUGAAACGGGUUCAGUUUGGCAUCCUGAGCCCAGAUGAAAUCCGCAGGAUGUCUGUCACCGAAGGUGGCAUCAGAUAUCCUGAGAUCUAUGAAGGUGGUAAACCCAAGUUGGGUGGUCUUAUGGACCCCCGACAGGGAGUCAUCGACAGGUCAGCCAGGUGCCAAACUUGUGCAGGCAACAUGAAUGAAUGCCCAGGACAUUUUGGCCACAUUGAUCUAGCCAAGCCUGUAUAUCACAUCGGAUUCAUUCAGAAGACUAUGAAAAUUCUUCGUUGUGUGUGCUUUUACUGCUCUAAACUUUUGGUAAGCCCAAACAACCCCAAAAUUAAGGAAAUUUUGGUGAAAUCAAAAGGCCAACCAAGAAAACGUAUGGCUCAUGUAUAUGAUCUUUGCAAAGGGAAAAACAUAUGUGAAGGCGGUGAUGAAAUUGAUAUUGGGAAAGAUGAAGACAUAUCAAAGGAGGCAUCAAAAAAAGUAAGCCAUGGCGGAUGUGGUCGUUACCAACCAACUAUUCGCCGCCAAGGUUUGGAAAUGACGGGCGAAUGGAAGCACGUAAAUGAAGAUUCGCAAGAAAAGAAAAUUGUUUUGACGGCCGAACGUGUUUGGGAGAUUUUCAAACACAUUUCUGACGAAGAGUGCGCCAUCCUCGGAAUGGAUCCUAAAUAUGCCCGUCCAGACUGGAUGAUCGUCACUUGCUUGCCCGUACCUCCCCUUGCCGUUCGCCCGGCCGUUGUGAUGCACGGUUCGGCCCGUAACCAAGACGAUCUCACCCACAAACUGGCAGACAUCGUUAAAGCUAACAACGAGCUGCAACGUAACGAACAGUCUGGUGCUGCAGCUCAUAUCAUAGCCGAAAAUAUUAAAAUGCUCCAGUUCCACGUUGCAACCAUGGUAGACAACGACUCGCCAGGACUUCCUCGAGCUCAGCAGAAAUCCGGUCGCCCCAUCAAAUCCGUCAAAGCACGUUUGAAGGGCAAGGAAGGUCGUAUUCGAGGUAACUUGAUGGGUAAACGUGUCGACUUUUCAGCACGUACGGUUAUUACGCCGGAUCCUAAUUUGCGCAUCGAUCAAGUCGGCGUCCCUCGAAGUAUUGCGCAAAACAUGACCUUUCCUGAAAUUGUUACGCCUUUCAACAUUGAGAAGAUGCAAGAAUUAGUGCAACGUGGUAACUCGCAAUACCCGGGUGCCAAGUACAUCAUUCGAGAAAAUGGCGACCGAAUUGAUUUGAGAUUUCAUCCAAAAUCUUCUGAUCUGCAUCUUCAAUGCGGUUACAAAGUCGAGAGACACAUCCGUGAUGGUGAUUUAGUUGUUUUCAACCGACAACCUACGCUGCACAAAAUGUCUAUGAUGGGGCAUCGUGUCAAAGUACUUCCUUGGUCCACGUUUCGCAUGAACCUCAGUUGCACGUCUCCCUACAACGCUGAUUUUGACGGCGACGAGAUGAACUUGCACGUUCCUCAAAGUAUGGAAACUCGUGCCGAAGUAGAAAAUAUCCACGUCACUCCGCGCCAGAUUAUCACUCCGCAGGCCAACAAACCCGUCAUGGGUAUUGUGCAGGACACACUUUGUGCUGUCCGUAAAAUGACAAAACGCGACGUAUUCCUUGAGAAAGAGCAGAUGAUGAAUUUGCUCAUGUUUUUGCCCACCUGGGAUGGCAAAAUGCCUCAACCCGCCAUACUUAAACCAAGGCCUAUGUGGACAGGCAAGCAGCUGUUCACCCUGAUCAUUCCAGGAAAUGUAAACAUGAUUCGUACACACUCUACCCAUCCUGACGAUGAAGAUGACGGUCCUUACAAGUGGAUAUCUCCAGGAGACACUAAGGUCAUGGUAGAAAAUGGCGAACUGGUGAUGGGCAUUUUAUGUAAGAAGACACUUGGUGCCUCCGCCGCUUCUUUGCUCCAUAUUAUUUUCAUGGAAUUGGGCCACGAAGUUUGUGGACGAUUCUAUGGUAACAUUCAGACAGUCAUCAACAAUUGGCUGUUGUACGAAGGCCACAGCAUCGGUAUUGGCGACACCAUCGCCGAUCCUCAGACAUACUUGGAUAUUCAGGCCACAAUUAAAAAGGCUAAAGAAGACGUCAUAGAGGUUAUCCAGAAAUCACAUAACGACGAACUAGAGCCCACACCUGGUAACACCCUUCGUCAAACCUUCGAAAAUCAAGUGAACCGUAUCCUUAACGACGCUCGUGACAAAACUGGUGGUUCAGCCAAGAAGUCGCUGACGGAGUACAAUAACCUCAAGUCCAUGGUGGUAGCUGGUUCCAAGGGUUCUAACAUCAACAUUUCCCAGGUCAUUGCUUGCGUCGGUCAGCAGAACGUCGAAGGUAAACGAAUUCCCUUUGGAUUUCGCAAAAGGACACUGCCUCAUUUCAUCAAGGACGAUUACGGUCCCGAGUCGAGAGGAUUCGUCGAAAAUUCAUAUCUUGCCGGCUUGACCCCUUCGGAGUUUUACUUCCACGCUAUGGGUGGUCGUGAAGGUCUUAUCGACACAGCCGUCAAAACUGCCGAAACUGGUUACAUUCAGCGACGUCUCAUCAAAGCCAUGGAGUCUGUAAUGGUCCACUACGACGGAACAGUCCGUAACUCGGUCGGCCAAUUGAUUCAGCUCCGUUAUGGUGAAGAUGGUCUUUCUGCAGAAUCCGUGGAAUUCCAGACGAUGCCAACUGUCAAGCUUUCCAACAAGGCCUUUGAGAAAAAGUUCAAGUUUGAGCCAAGUAACGAACGCUAUUUACGACGCAUCUUCAACGAAGACAUUACUCGUGAAUUGAUGAGCAGCGCCGAAGUCAUCACAGAGAUCGAACACGAGUGGGAGCAGUUGGACAAAGAUCGUGAAGCCCUACGUCAAAUUUUCCCAACUGGCGAGAACAAGGUAGUGUUGCCUUGCAAUCUUCAACGCAUGAUCUGGAACGUUCAGAAGAUUUUCCACAUCAAUAAACGAGCACCAACGGACUUGAGUCCUCUUCGCGUCAUCCAAGGUGUCAGAGAUCUGCUUUCCAGAUGUGUCAUUGUAGUUGGGGAGGACAAGUUGAGUGUCCAAGCUAAUCAGAACGCCACUCUUCUGUUCCAGUGCCUAAUUCGUUCCACACUAUGUUCUAAACGUUUAGCCGAAGAGUAUCGGCUCUCCUCAGAGGCUUUUGAAUGGCUUAUCGGUGAAAUCGAGACCCGUUUCCAACAAGCACAGGCCCAACCUGGUGAAAUGGUGGGUGCUCUCGCCGCUCAAUCUCUCGGUGAGCCCGCCACUCAGAUGACGCUCAAUACUUUCCAUUUUGCUGGUGUCUCAUCGAAGAACGUAACACUCGGUGUGCCGCGUCUUAAGGAAAUCAUCAACAUCAGUAAAAAUCCCAAAGCCCCGUCUUUGACCGUUUUCUUAACUGGCGCAGCAGCUCGCGAUGCCGAAAAGGCUAAAAACGUUUUGUGUCGUCUUGAACACACGACCCUGCGUAAGGUGACGGCCAACACAGCCAUCUACUACGAUCCCGACCCACAAAACACGGUCAUCUCUGAAGAUCAGGAAUUCGUCAAUGUCUACUAUGAAAUGCCUGACUUCGAUCCGACGCGGAUCUCGCCUUGGUUACUGCGUAUCGAGUUGGACCGUAAACGUAUGACGGACAAGCGUCUCACCAUGGAACAGAUUGCUGAGAAGGUGAAUGCAGGCUUCGGUGACGACCUCAAUUGCAUCUUUAACGACGACAACGCUGAGAAGUUGGUGCUGCGUAUCCGUAUCAUGAACAGCGACGACAGCAAAUUCACGGAAGAAGAGGAGCAAGUUGACAAAAUGGAAGACGACAUGUUUUUGCGCUGUAUCGAAGCCAACAUGUUGUCUGACAUGACACUGCAAGGUAUCGAAUCCAUCGGCAAAGUCUACAUGCAUUUGCCACAAACGGACCAGAAGAAACGUAUUGUCGUCACGGAAGCUGGAGAGUUCAAAGCCAUUGCGGAAUGGCUUCUCGAAACGGACGGUACGCAGUUGAUGCGAGUAUUGAGCGAACGUGACGUCGACCCUGUCCGUACCUACUCAAACGACAUUUGUGAAAUCUUCGCUGUUCUCGGCAUCGAAGCUGUGCGUAAAUCAGUCGAAAAAGAAAUGAACAUGGUGCUUCAAUUUUAUGGCUUGUACGUCAACUAUCGUCAUUUGGCUUUGCUUUGCGACGUUAUGACGGCCAAAGGUCAUUUGAUGGCCAUCACUCGUCACGGUAUCAACAGACAGGACACUGGUGCCUUGAUGAGAUGUUCCUUCGAAGAAACGGUGGACGUGUUGUUGGAGGCAGCCGGCCAUGCUGAAGUCGAUCCUCUGCGUGGUGUGUCUGAAAACAUCAUCUUGGGCCAGCUUCCUCGCAUGGGUACAGGUUGUUUCGACCUCCUCCUCGACGCCGAAAAGUGCAAACAAGGCAUUGAAAUUCCGCUCAGCAUUGGCGCUGGUAUGGGUACGGGUAUGUUCUUCGGUAGCGCGGCAACUCCCAUGGCCGGCAUGAGUCCUCAAAUGACGCCGUGGAACCAAGUGGCGACGCCGGCCUACGGAUCGGUUUGGUCACCUGGUCUUGGAAGUGGCAUGACACCUGGAGGUCCCGCAUUCUCUCCAUCGGUGGCUAGUGAUGCUAGCGGUCUUUCACCGGGCUAUUCUCCAGCUUGGUCUCCGCAACCGGGCAGUCCAGGGUCGCCUGGUCCGGGUAUGAGCCCUUACAUUCCCAGUCCUGGAAUGUCACCUUCAUAUUCGCCUUCAUCACCGGCUUACGCGCCUACCAGCCCUUCAAUGACGCCGUCAAGUCCGUCUUAUUCGCCUACCAGCCCGUCAUACAGUCCGACUAGCCCCAAUUAUAGUCCGACGAGCCCUGGAUAUUCGCCCACAUCACCGAGCUAUUCGCCGACCAGUCCGAGCUACUCUCCGACAUCUCCCAGCUACAGUCCGACGUCACCGACGUAUUCACCGACCAGUCCAAGUUAUUCGCCGACAAGUCCUAGUUACUCGCCUACCUCGCCGAGUUAUAGCCCGACGUCGCCGACUUACUCACCAUCCAGUCCAUCAUACAGUCCGAGCUCGCCAAGCUAUUCUCCUACCAGCCCGAGCUAUUCCCCGACAAGUCCGAGUUACUCUCCGACGAGUCCGAGUUAUUCGCCAAGUUCUCCGAGCUACACGCCGGCGUCUCCCAGCUACAGCCCGACAAGCCCGAGUUACUCGCCCAGCUCUCCACAGUACUCGCCUCGUAGCCCAGCUUAUUCUCCUAGUAGCCCGAAAUAUUCGCCGACAUCGCCGUCUUACUCGCCGGGCUCUCCACAGUACACCCCAGCGUCGCCCAAGUACUCGCCGACGUCGCCGACUUAUUCCCCAACUUCUCCGGCGUACUCUCCGAGCAGUCCAAAGUACUCACCUACAUCGCCGCGCUAUAGCCCCGCCUCUCCCAAGUACUCGCCGACUUCACCGAGCUACAGUCCGGCAAGCCCGGCGUACUCGCCAAGCAGCCCAAACUACUCUCCUACUUCUCCAUCCUAUUCGCCCGCCUCUCCCAAAUAUUCACCAACAUCCCCCACCUAUUCACCAGCACCUACGGGCUACUCGCCCACUUCGCCUUCAUAUUCGCCCACCAGUCCCACUUACGAAUCCGAUUCUGAAAGAGAGAAAGAAGAUCGUCGUAAACGUUCGAGGCGAUAGUGUGGCCUACGGCAGCUCAACACUGACAUACAACAUAAAUCCAUUCAGGUUCAUGGUGACGAUUUAUUUUUUUUUUUCUUUAUAUGAUUCCCCAUUAGCAAUUGGUUCAGUCGUUGAGCUUCGUUGUUACCUUUCAGCCAGAAUUUCUUGUUUCCAUUGUAAUUGGACUUGAAGUAUAAUACACAAAUGUGAAAAU